ACCACCCACAAUAAAAAAAUUUUGUAAAACAACACCCAAACUAAAAAAAAGUUGCAAAAAGCCACCCAUUGUUGAAAACAGGUUAUUGUCGUCCUCCCUCAGUGUUAACCACACUCCCCACCCCUGGAAAACCCUAGAAUUCACCGGAAAAGUUUGGCCGCCCCUCCCCCUCCCCCUCCCCCUCAAUAACCCCUAAUAUUCACUCCUCCCUUGAAAACCCCUAAUAUUCACUCUCCCUCCACCUCGAAAAUCACUCCGACCACUAGGGUUUUUGAUUGUUUCAAGUGAAUUUUAAAGGUUUUCAAGAGGGAGGGGAAAGGGCGAUCGGAUGUUUUUCGGUGAAUUCUAGGGGUUUUUAAGGGGUUGGGACGGGUGGCCAAAACCAAGGGAGGGCAGUCAAGUGGUCAACGCUGAAAAAUAUGGUCAACAACCUAUUUCUGACAAUAGGUGGCUUUUUGAAACAUUUUUUUUGUUUGGGUGUUUUUUUACAACAUUUUUUAUUGUGGGUGUUUUUUCACAAAAAUGUGUUUUAAGUGGAUGAUUUUUUUACAAAAUUUCCUAUUAAUAAACGCGUUUUCUCAAUCAAGUGGUGUUUUCUCAGUCAAAAGGGUGCACUUAUAUAUAUUUAUAAAAUGAAUCACAUGAAGUGAAUGGACUCAAAAUUUUAUAAUCACAAAUGACAAGAAUGAAUGAAUGUAUUUUAUAUAUUCUUUUUUAUUUUGACACAAAUAUUUUAUAUAUUCUUACUCGAGAACACCGUGUUUGAUAAAUUAGGUUUAGUCCUCUGAUUUUUUUUUUCUACAAUUAAUCAUUAUUACGUGUUAAUAAAAUUUAAUAAUUUAUACGAGCGUAUAAUUCAGCCGGUAAGUUGGAUUUGAAUGUUCUUUUUAUAUUAUUGUUUAACACGGAGCCUAUUUCAUUACCAAAUAUUUUCCCAAUAUUUUAAUACAAAUUGGACCAACGGCCACGUUGAUUUGCAUGUUACUCCGUACUUCCAAACUCCAAAGUAUGGAUCGGAGUAGCUUCUUAAUAAAUAGGAGCACGUUAUAUCUUCGAAAUUAUACCUUAAAAAAAACAUGGAAUAUUACACCACAUUACUACUACUCCUUACCAUCCUCAUCACCACCAUCCAAAUCUCAAAAAUAUUGUUUGGUAAAUCCAAACUACCUCCAGGACCAAAACCAUGGCCUAUCAUAGGCAACAUUCUCAAGCUCGGCGACAAACCUCAUCGUGCUGUCGCCGAGCUUGCAAAAGUCUACGGACCCAUAAUGAGUCUUAAGUUAGGGAGUAAAACUACAAUAGUUAUAUCAUCCCCGGAAAUUGCUAAAGAAAUGUUCCUUAACCAUGACUUAGCCUUUUCUAGUAGGAAUGUCCCGGAUGUUGCGAAGGCUGAAAACCAUUUCAAAUUCUCUAUGGUUUUUCUCCCAAUAUGCCCCAAAUGGAGGAGCCUUCGGAAGGUUGCAACUAUGCAAUUGUUCACCAAUCAACGACUUGAUACGAGUCAGGAUACACGACACAAGAAGGUGAAAGAGCUAGUUGAGUAUGCACAACAAUGUUGUGACAAGGGUCUGCCAGUCGAUAUUGGUAUGGCGGGGUUUACUACCUCGCUAAAUUUGUUGUCAAACACGUUUUUUUCGAUGGAUUUGGCGAGCCAUAGCUCUUCGAAAUCGCAAGAGUUUAAAGAUCUUGUUUGGAUUCUAUUAGAUUUGUGUGCUAAGCCUAAUGUGUCGGAUUUUUUCCCAUUGAUUAAGCGCUUGGAUUUGCAAGGAGUGUUGAAAACAACUAAGGUUUACUUCAAAAAAUUGAUGAGAAUUUUUGAGGAAAUUAUUGAUGAGAGGUUGAAAGAUCCAACAAAUGCUAAGGAUGAUGUUCUAGGCACCUUACUCAAGCUUGUUGAGAACAAUGAAUUGAGCCUUGAUGAAGUCAAACAUCUACUCGUGGAUUUGUUUGUUGCGGGAACAGAUACAACAUCUAGCACAUUAGAAUGGGCGAUGACUGAAAUAUUACGCAAUCCUGAAGUGCAUCAAAAGGCUCAAAUAGAGAUGGAAAAAGUAAUCGGGAAGGAUGAAUCUGUUCAAGAAUCAGAUAUAUCAAAACUACUAUAUAUACAAGCAAUCGUGAAAGAAACUCUUAGAUUGCAUCCACCUGCCCCAUUUUUAAUCCCUCACAAGGCUGAGAAGGAAGAACAACUACACAAUUUUAUAGUGCCUAAAAACUCAACUAUAUGGGUCAAUAUAUGGUCGAUUGGCCACAAUUCAAAUGUUUGGCCAAAUCCUGAAUUGUUUUCUCCGGAAAGGUUUUUGGAUAGAGAAAUUGAUUUCAAAGGACGAUAUUUUGAGUUAAUUCCCUUUGGUAGUGGAAGACGAAUAUGUCCUGGAAUGCCACUUGCUUAUAGGAUGACACAUCUGAUGUUGGCUACUCUUCUUCAUUCAUUCAAUUGGAAGACCGGUCAUGGAGCAAGUCCUCAAGACAUAGACAUGGAAGAAAAGUUCGGGCUUACUUUGCAAAAAGUCAAACCACUUCAGGCUAUUCCAAUUUGUAGAUGAUUGUUAUAACAUCUUAAUCAAGAAAUUAUGUGAUCGAUUUUAUUGUACUUAUUUAAUUGUACUUCUUUGUUUCAUUUAAACUACAACACGUGUUAUUUUGAAAAUUUUAAUCUAAAAUAUUAUUUAAAUAAUUUAAAGUGGAGAAAUAUUUGAAAAUUUAAGAAGUGGACUUGUGUAAUAAUUGUGUU
Chenopodium quinoa (quinoa) is the source of this 2734-nucleotide messenger RNA. Its product is annotated as cytochrome P450 76AD1-like. Gene Ontology annotation, molecular function: iron ion binding; monooxygenase activity; oxidoreductase activity, acting on paired donors, with incorporation or reduction of molecular oxygen. The record is from RefSeq and is a predicted model, not a curated record. The coding region runs from base 1077 to 2546 and encodes 489 amino acids. The transcript is spliced from 2 exons. NCBI's taxonomy places the organism in Eukaryota, Viridiplantae, Streptophyta, Magnoliopsida, Caryophyllales, Amaranthaceae.